Molecule: messenger RNA, 420 nt
Organism: Lolium rigidum
Lineage: Eukaryota; Viridiplantae; Streptophyta; Magnoliopsida; Poales; Poaceae
Product: protein PELPK1-like
Exons: 1
Coding region: 1-420 (139 amino acids)
Source: RefSeq, a predicted model, not a curated record
AUGGCUCUGAAAAAUAGCGCUUUCUUCCUCCUUGGUCUGCUUCUCUAUUGUGUCACCAUGAGCGGCGCGGUGAGAAUCUUGGAAGAGACUGCUCCCACCAAGGGUGAGGAGCACAAGCCUGAGCUGUCACCACUGCCCAAGGUGGAGCUGCCGCCAUUCCCUGAGGUGCACCUGCCACCUAAGCCUGAGCUUCCUAAGGUGGAGCUACCGUCGUUUCCGGAGGUGCACCUGCCACCUAAGCCCGAGUUGCCUAAAGUGGAGCUGCCACCUAAGCCUGAGCUCCCAAAGGUAGAGCUGCCAACGUUCCCGGAGGUGCACCUACCACUCAAGCCGGAGAUGCCUAAGGUGGAGCUGCCACCAAAGCCAGAGUUGCCGACCAUCCCUGAGUUCCACUUUCCAGAGCCGGAAGCUAAGCCAUGA